AGCUCUUUUAUUUUGAUGAUUUCGGGUAGGAUGGGCUUUUACUCAUUGAGUUAAUUUUAUGUGAGACCUAUCCAAGGUUGCUCAAACUCAGUCAUUCUAUUAUGUGAAUAUGCAUAUUUUGACAUAGGUUUUGUUGCUUUAGCGGACUUACAUUUGGAAAUUAUUCAUUGAUGUGCUCAGAGCAAUACAUUAACUUCUAUAUUUAGAAAAUAGUCAGGUUUUAAGACCUUUUUGUAACUUUCAAUUAUAAUUGCCUUUAAUGAAACAAUUUAUUAUCAAAAAGGAAAACUUAACCAUAAUUAGAAGGAAAACAGUAGACUGGGAACGUUUUAUCGCAAUGUUUAUCAUGUUAAUACUCUUAUAAAGGGCUCAUAUAAAUUUAUAAGCAAACUUUUAAGACCUCAGUUGAUAACUGGAUAAAGCAUAGGAGCUGAAAUUUCAUAAAAAGGUAAGUUGAGCUAAUAAAACAUUCAGAAUAAUAUACAACUUUAAUAAUUCAGUUUGCAGUGUGGUUUCAUUUUUAUGUAUUAGAAAAAAAGUUAAUGCUUAAUGCUGGUGAAUUUAUGGUGAAAUUGGAACUUAUAGACCUUUGUCAACUGAUACAGAUAUUUUGGAAAACAACUAGGUUGUAUGUUUGAAUAUAAAAAUACUUUAUUACAAUACCCCAAACGUGGCAAAAGUAAUAUAUCCAAAGAUAUUUAUCUCCUGCUAUCUAUACAGGACAGUUGGAAGCAUCAUAGUUUAUUAUCAUAGUGUAUUAGGUGGACUAUCACAAACAUUAAAAAGACUUUGAAGACUAAUACCGAAUACCAUGUUAAUGAUGUGGGAAAAGUAUAAUUCAAAAUUAAGAUCACAGUAAAGUGGUUAAGAGUACAGGCUCAGGUACCAAACUACCUGGGUUAGAAUCUUAGCUACUGUUACAUACUAGCUGUGUGACUUUUAGCUAAUUAUAGAAUUUCUAUGUGCCUCAUUUGCUUUACCUUUCAAAUGUGGAAUAAUAACAGGAUCUACGUAGUAGAGCUUUGGUAAGGAUUUAAAAAGUUAUAAUAUGUAAAAGUACUUAGAACUAUGCUUAGUAUGUAGUAAGCACUUAAUAAACAUUUUUAUAAUUAUGCUUUUUCUCAUAGCAGUAUGAAAAUAUGCAUAUGAAAAAAAUAUUAAAAUAGAUUCUUUCAGUCAGGGUAGUACAAUUAUACUUUCCUUUGUUUUCUAUAGUUUUUGUCAUGCUACCAUGUUGCUUUUAUAAUAAAAAGGUAUUUAAUGUAAUAUUUUAUCAUUUGUCUGAAAUCACGUUAAAUUAAGGAUUUCUAAAAUGCUUUAAGUUCCUUGGUUACCUGUGAGAUUUGGUGGACAAUGUAAUAUAUCACAGUAUUUAAAAUUAAACAUGUAGGGACUAUUCAUUCCUUUCAGAGCUUUCAAGUGUUUAAAGAAGAUAAAAUCUUUAUUUUUUUCCCUUAGCUUGAUUUUAUUUGUUUCAAGUGGUAUUUUCAGUACAUUUUUUUUGAAAUGUUUAGGUAGAUUUUAACAUAUUUAAAAGGCACUCAUAAACCCUCCCUUCUCUUUUGUAGCCUGAGUAGAAUAUUAUGAUUUUGCUCCCUCUACUGGAAGAGGACCAAGCAUCCUCUUUAGAAGGACCCUGGGAAAAACCUCUACUGCUUGAACCUAGGGUCAUCUGUCCACUUAAUAUGCAGAUUUCUGACUAGUUGGACUAGUCAUGUUGUCUAGUGUAUACUUGUCGUUAUGAAGCCCAAAAUUUAUUUACUGUUUACUUUUAUUUUUCUAGGGGCCUUGUCAUCAAUUAUUUUUUUAAUUCAUGUAUUUCUAAACAUUUCUGUUGGCUUUAAAAGAAGUUAUAGAUCUGGAAUGAAUAAAGGGUAAUUAUAAGUAACUAAAGUAGUCCCUUUUGCUAGCAUGUAGAUAGUACUGUCUCAGAGAAAUUUUUUUCAGACCCAUUCAGACCCAUCCUUUCAUAAACCAUCUUCCUCUACUGAUACAUUCAUAAGGCUUUGUUUAAAUCCAUUCACCUUUUUGUUCCAGAGUUUUUGUUUUGCUAACAUCUCAUUCUUUAUGUUAGGUGUUCAAAAACAGGUAAAAGGCAGUUGGUUUGGAAUAUUUUGUUGACUUAUCAAAAAGCUGUUCUCAAGUUUCCUAUUAUUUCUUAGUGUUAAUAAUAUUUGGGAGUUGUUGGUUGUGGGGGUGAAGACGAGGGAUAGAUUUGGUAGAGAAGGUGGAGGAUGAUUAUGACUGAGUUUUAUGAAAUGUAUAUAGGUUUUAUAUGUACUGAAUCAUAGGUCAUAUAUCCUAAAUAUGUGAAAUUUGAUUUAAUACGUGUAAUUUUAAUAAAUUUUGGUGGAGAUUACAAGUUUUUUUGGCUAUGUAAUUUUCAGAAUGUUCUGGAUGGUUAUGGUUACUACAUAGAAAAAUUGCUGUAUUAAUGAGUAGUUCUUCUUACGUUAUUAUGGUCUUUCCCCAGAUUCUUUGGAAAUAAAUUUUUUUCUUUUAGAUUUUUUUUAACUGUCUCUCUUAAUUGCAGUAAUUUCAUUUCAGACUAAAUUAGCAUAGUUGAAUGUAUAUAGACAUUAGAAAUUAAAAAAUAAUCUCUUAUUUGGUAUAACUUUUGGCUUAUCCAAAUCAAAAAAACGAGAUUCAUUUUAUUAUAGCCAAAACAAGAUAUUCUUUAACCUAAUGUGUGAAAAUUCAUAAUGGCACUCUAUUCAGAAUUCUAGAAAGCUUCAGUGAGAGUGUUGGAUAUGUAAAGAAUACUUCUAAGCCUUGCUUUUUCUUAUGUCCCAACUGAGGUCAGGUGGUUGUGGAUAUAAUUUCAAAUAUCUUGAAGUAAGUACUCUGAAGUCUGUGUCAGUCAUUAAAAACAGUGAAUAUUGCUGAGAACAUUUCUUAUAUAAUUGACUCUAGAAUUUUACCAUGAGAAAAGAAAAAGGGUAAGAAGCUAUAGCAAGUGUUCCUAAAUGUAAGUACUCACUAAACAUAAAGAAAAUACUAGCUUAUUUUCCUGUGUAAUUUUUAGAGCAUAGGAAUUUCGAGAAAAAAAUACUAUAAACUUUUCAUUGCUCUCUUAUGCCAGACACCUUCUGCUAUUUUGUAACACAAAAUCUUUCAUUUUUGUCUUCUUUGUAAAGUAGAAAUCACAUUAUGUGAUCUCUCAAUGUUUAUAAAUUCAAUUUAAUGUAAGUUUGAUAGCCGUGUAAAAUACGUGGGAUAGCUGAAAUAGCAUUCAAAACAAAAAAUAUAAUUUUAGGAUGUACAUAAUUCCUUUUUGGUUUCAUACUGUGAUGAAUUUAUUACUUUAUUUAGUACCUUGAAUUUUUCAUUUUCUUCCCAAGGAUAGGGAAACUUACAUUACCUAUAGGUUUUUAAAGAAAGUAGAGAAACACCUGUUUGAAUAGCCUAUGUCAGACACAUUUUAAGACAAUGAAUUUUUUUGUGAUAAAAAAUUUAAUAUGUGGUUUUUAAAAAAAUUGGACCAUAUAGAAAACAAACAAGUUAAAAAUAAGUUACUUGUGGGGCACCUGGGUGGCUCAGGCAGUUAACCGACUGACUUUGGCUCAAGUCGUGUUCUCACAGUUUGUGAGUUCAAGCCCCCAUUGGGUUCUGUGCUGACAGCUCAGAGCCUGGAGCCUGCUUCAGAUUCUGUGUCUCCCUCUCUCUCUCUGCCCCUCCCCUGCUCACACCACACACACGCACACACACACACACACGCACACACACACACACACACACAUUUUCUCUCUUUCUGCCCCCAAAAUAAAUAAACAUUAAAAAAAUUUUUUUUAAAUGUUACUUGUAAUACCACUACCAAAGAUGCCAUUGUUGACAUUUUGCUGUAUGAGUUUCCAGUGAGAUCUGUUGUUUGUCUCAUCCCUGUCCUUCACCUACAUAUUUUUGCAUUUUUAAGAAAUAAAGUUGAGGUCAUUAUAGUUCAUGCUUUUUGGCAAGUGGCUCUUUUCACCUUCCAAUUACUAUGUUGCAGACAUUUUUCAAGUUAUUAACUUUUUCUGAAAAUGAUUUUGAAUGGCUGAAUAGUUUAACCAUUACAAGAUUGCUAAAGCACCACAUAAAAAAUAAGGUUAUUAUUGAGCACUGGAAAAAUCUGGAUCAUGUUUAAUUAAAAUGUAUUUAUAUUUUUCUUGCAUAUAUUACCAUUACAAUUCAGUUUAAAAUAGAUGUGUAGCAAUAGCAAAUAUUAUAAUGACUAACAUGUAGAGUACCUACUUUGUGUUAAGCAGUAUUCUGAAUACUUUAGCAUACAUUAAUACAUGGAUCCCUCACAACACUCCUUUUAUUUGGAUACAGUUAUUUCCUUGAAUUUCUGUGGGAGGAAACUGAAGUACAGAGAAAUUAAAUAGUAUAUACCCCAAGUGACACACACAGCUAGUGUGGAGAUAGCCAGUGGCCAGACUGGAUUCAAACCAAGUUUAAGCCCAUUAUAUUGUUGUCUUACCCACUUUUACUUUCCUUCAAAGUAUGUUAGCACAUUGUAAUAUGUAACAAUAAUAUACUAAAUGAUUUUUCCCUACUUAUCCCCUCCCCCUUUCAAAAAUCUACCCUACUGAUGAGGCAGAAACUUGCUUUAGAAUCUUUAAGUGGAAAAGAGCAUGCAUCUCAUGUUUUCUGGCCAUGUUGGCAAAUAGUUUAUCCAUUACCAAAGGGAAAAACACUCCCAAAACAAAGAGAAGUAAACCAAAAUAGCUAUUGCUUCCAAGAGUGUUGAGACAUUUUUAAUAAAACUGUAUAAUAAGAAGGUAACAACAAAUGCUCUAAAGAUAAAUGUGAUCAUUAUCUUCAAGUGUUUAAAGAACGUUAGAGGUCAGAAUUAGGCCUGCUAAGUGAAAGUCACAGAAAAGUGGAUUAUCAUCUGAUACUAAAGAAGAAGUUUGAAGUUCCUUUCAGUGAAAGCAGGUAAAUAGAAUGGCUCAGAUGUGUCACAGAAAGAAUUCCUAUAGUGGGUGUAAGAUGGACUAAAUUGGUAGGUUCUUUUCAACUCUUAAGACUCUGCAGUUGUAAUUUUGGGUUUCAUUGCAGGACAUAUUCAUAUUGCCUGUUUAGCUCGUGAGUGGUGAUUACAAAUAAUGAAGAAAGAUAAAGAAAUAUGACAGGUUCUCUGCUAUCCAACAAUGUCAGGGAACUUAUUAAACAUGAGUAAAUUUCCAGAUAGUUAAAAUGUAUUCUAUUAAGCAUGAAAAUCUUUAAUUAUAUGGCACCCUCUCCCACCCCCAGAGGGCGAUGAUGAUGGUGGUAGAAUGCUUGGUUAGGAAAAGAUGAAGAGAAAGAGAGUUUUAUAUGGAGGUCUUGUAUGUUCAAAUAUGUAAUGGUUAUUUUUACACUUAAGUAAGGAUCCCCACUUAAGUAAAAAUCUGUUGGAACACAUUUCUUAAGCAGAAACAUAGCUAAUUUUGUGUAGAAGGAAAGGUGUUUUUAAAAAAGAAGGGGGGGUGCCUGGGUGGCUCAGUCAGUUGAGCAUCCAACCGACUCAGGUCAUGAUCUUGGGGUCUGUGAGUUCGAGUUCUGCAUCGGGCUCUGUGCUGACAGCUCAGAGCCUGGAGCCUGCUUCAGAUUCUGUGUCUCCUUCUCUCUCUGCCCCUCCCCCGCUCAUGCUCUGUCUCUCUCUCUCUCUGUCAAAAAUAAACAUUAAAAAAAACUCAUAAACUAUGUUUAAAAAGAAUGGGAAAAAACCUAUGUAAAACUAAAGGGAUUUGCUAUAUGUUGUUAUACUCAAUUGAACUCAGAGGAUCCCAAGCUCUUUGCUAGGUUUUUUUUUCUCCUAGUGGUAACUUUUCCUAAGUCAAAAAACCCAACAUAUAUAUAUAUGUGUGUGUGUACAAUUAAAAAAAAACUUGUCACUCCACUUAUACUCUGGACAAAAGGAAGAGAAAAAACUAAGAAGUUUUUAGAUCGUCUCCUUGAAGUGAUUAAAAAUCUUAUACCAUCCUUCUGUUGAUCAGUUUGCUUAAAUCUUUAUGCAUUUGGUGUGGUAUAUUGCCUAUAAGAAGUUUCAGAAUUCCUAUUGUCUAAGCCAGAACAAAAAAUAGAAAUUAUGUAUAGGAAUUUCCCUUUUAGUUCCUUUUUUUUCCCCCAGUUAAAGUGGACUAGUUUUUGGCUUUGACAUUUCUGUCAUGUCUUCAGGAUUAAAAUAUUCUAUUUGAACGGAGAAAUUCAUGGAAUAUUAGCUAGUUCUAAAAUACGAUCUUAAUAACUAAACUCUGUACUGUAUUGUAGAAGAGUUGAGCUCUGCACAGCCUGCCAAGAAUCAGAGUAACAGAAACUCCAGUCGUUAACAGUAGCUUUAAGGCCGUUGAUCUCUAACAUGCAUACUUAAGGGUGAAAGGUGAACAGGAAGUGAAUUCCAGGGGUGGGGAAGAGGCAGCAGUUGGUGAGAAAUUUGUGGAUUAGUGCAGUAUGUGAAGAGCAUGAGAUCCAAGCCAAACUUCAAACCUCCAUCUUCCAAGAAGAGUGACGGUUCUGGGACAUACACUAAGUUGCAGAAUACCCAGGUGAGGAUCAUGUCUGAGAAGAAACAGAGAAAAAAAGUGGAAUCAGAAAGCAAGCAAGAAAAGGCUAAUCGGAUAAUAUCAGAGGCCAUAGCAAAAGCAAAGGAGCGUGGGGAACGCAAUAUUCCACGAGUAAUGAGUCCUGAGAACUUUCCUAGUGCUUCAGUUGAAGGAAAAGAGGAAAAGAAAGGUAGACGGAUGAAAUCCAAGCCAAAGGACAAAGAGAGCAAAAAAACAAAAACUUGUUCAAAGUUGAAAGAGAAGACAAAAAUUGGCAAACUCAUUAUUACGUUGGGUAAGAAACAAAAAAGAAAGAAUGAGUCUUCAGAUGAAAUAUCUGAUACAGAGCAGAUGCCACGGCACACACUCAAAGAGGAAGACCCUCAAAAAAGAAGAUCAAAUCGUCAAAUUAAAAGAAAAAAAUAUGCGGAAGAUGCAGAAGGGAAACAAUCUGAAGAAGAGCUCAAAGGUUCUAUGAAAAUAAAAAAGAAUUCAGCUCCUUUACCUGGUGAACAGCCUUUACAGUUAUUUGUGGAGAAUCCAAGUGAAGAAGAUGCUGCAAUCGUGGAUAAAAUCCUGUCUUCUAGAAUUACAAAAAAGGAAGUAUCACCUGGCGUGAUGAUUGAUACAGAAGAAUUUUUUGUAAAAUACAAGAAUUACUCCUAUCUUCACUGUGAGUGGGCCACAGAACAGCAGCUUUUGAAAGAUAAAAGGAUCCAGCAGAAAAUCAAACGAUUCAAACUGAGACAAGCACAAAGAGCACAUUUUUUUGCAGACAUGGAAGAGGAACCAUUUAACCCAGACUACGUUGAAGUAGACAGAGUGUUAGAAGUCUCUUUUUGUGAAGAUAAAGACACUGGUGAGCCUGUUAUUUACUACUUAGUAAAGUGGUGCUCAUUACCGUAUGAAGAUAGUACUUGGGAACUAAAAGAAGAUGUAGAUCUUGCAAAAAUAGAAGAGUUUGAACAGUUACAAGCUUCAAGGCCUGACACAAGACAUUUGGAUCGUCCUCCCGCUAAUAUUUGGAAAAAAAUUGAUCAAUCCAGGGACUAUAAAAAUGGCAAUCAACUCAGGGAAUAUCAACUGGAAGGACUCAACUGGCUCUUAUUCAAUUGGUACAAUAGACGAAACUGCAUUUUAGCUGAUGAAAUGGGUCUUGGCAAAACCAUUCAGUCAAUUACAUUCCUCUACGAAAUCCUUCUGACUGGUAUAAGAGGACCUUUCCUGAUUAUCGCUCCACUUUCUACUAUUGCAAACUGGGAGAGAGAAUUCCGUACAUGGACUGAUAUUAAUGUUGUGGUUUACCAUGGGAGCCUGAUUAGCAGACAGAUGAUACAGCAAUAUGAGAUGUACUUCAGGGACUCACAGGGGCGUAUCAUUCGAGGAGCUUACAGAUUCCAAGCCAUCAUCACCACUUUUGAAAUGAUUCUUGGUGGCUGUGGAGAGCUAAAUGCAAUUGAAUGGCGAUGUGUGAUUAUUGAUGAAGCACAUAGGUUAAAGAAUAAAAAUUGUAAACUUCUUGAAGGUCUGAAACUCAUGAAUCUGGAACACAAGGUGCUUUUGACUGGUACACCUCUCCAAAAUACAGUUGAAGAACUAUUCAGUCUUCUUCACUUCCUAGAACCUUUAAGGUUUCCUUCCGAAUCAACAUUUAUGCAAGAAUUUGGGGAUCUGAAAACAGAAGAACAGGUGCAAAAACUUCAGGCUAUCCUGAAACCCAUGAUGUUGAGGCGAUUGAAAGAAGAUGUGGAGAAGAAGCUGGCACCAAAGGAAGAAACCAUCAUUGAAGUGGAACUUACUAACAUUCAAAAGAAAUACUACCGGGCUAUUUUGGAGAAGAACUUCUCCUUUUUAUCCAAAGGGGCAGGGCAGACCAAUGUACCUAAUUUGGUCAAUACCAUGAUGGAGCUCAGGAAGUGCUGCAAUCAUCCAUAUCUUAUCAAAGGUGCUGAAGAGAAAAUACUUGGAGAAUUUAGGGAUACGUAUAAUCCAGCUGCUUCUGAUUUUCAUCUUCAAGCAAUGAUCCAGUCUGCUGGUAAACUGGUCCUUAUUGAUAAAUUGCUUCCCAAAAUGAAAGCUGGAGGUCAUAAAGUGCUCAUCUUCUCUCAGAUGGUACGCUGCCUUGACAUCCUAGAGGACUAUCUCAUUCAUAAAAGAUAUUUAUAUGAGCGAAUUGAUGGAAGAGUCAGAGGGAACCUGCGACAAGCUGCUAUAGAUCGAUUUAGUAAACCUGAUUCAGAUCGAUUUGUUUUCCUUCUGUGCACCCGAGCUGGUGGGUUGGGCAUCAACUUAACUGCUGCUGAUACAUGUAUAAUUUUUGAUUCUGAUUGGAACCCUCAGAAUGACCUGCAGGCCCAAGCUCGUUGCCACAGAAUCGGUCAGAAUAAAGCAGUUAAAGUCUACCGACUAGUAACUCGUAACUCCUAUGAGAGAGAGAUGUUUGACCGAGCCAGUCUGAAACUGGGUCUAGAUAAGGCUGUGUUACAGAGCAUGAGCGGAAGAGAAAGUAAUGUUGGUGGUAUUCAACAGCUUUCCAAAAAGGAAAUAGAAGAUCUGCUUCGAAGAGGUGCAUAUGGUGCUAUUAUGGAGGAAGAAGAUGAAGGCUCUAAAUUCUGUGAGGAGGAUAUUGAUCAGAUUUUACUACGUCGUACAAAAACUAUCACAAUUGAGUCAGAAGGACGUGGGUCAACAUUUGCCAAGGCAAGUUUUGUGGCAUCUGGAAAUCGGACAGAUAUUUCCUUAGAUGAUCCUAACUUCUGGCAGAAAUGGGCUAAAAAGGCAGAAAUAGAUAUAGAUGCCAUCAGUGGCAGAAACAGCUUGGUUAUUGACACUCCAAGAAUUAGGAAGCAAACAAGACCCUUUAGUGCCACAAAAGAUGAGUUGGCGGAAUUAUCUGAAGCCGAAAGUGAAGGGGAUGAAAAGCCCAAACUCCGGAGACCCUGUGAUCGUUCCAAUGGCUAUGGAAGAACUGAAUGCUUUAGAGUAGAGAAAAAUCUUCUAGUUUAUGGAUGGGGCCGAUGGAGAGAGAUUCUGUCUCAUGGCCGUUUUAAAAGGCAGCUGAAUGAGCAUGAUGUAGAAAUAAUUUGCCGAGCCCUCUUAGCUUAUUGCCUUGUUCACUACCGAGGAGAUGAGAAAAUUAAAGGCUUCAUAUGGGAUCUCAUUACUCCAACUGAAGAUGGGCAGACACGAGAGCUACAAAAUCAUCUGGGCCUGUCAGCCCCAGUACCCAGGGGUCGAAAAGGGAAGAAAGUAAAGACUCAAACAAGCUCAUUUGAUAUACAGAAAGCAGAAUGGCUUCGAAAAUAUAAUCCUGAGCAGCUACUUCAAGAUGAAGGAUACAAAAAACAUAUAAAACAUCACUGUAAUAAGGUUUUGCUUCGUGUAAGAAUGCUGUAUUAUCUAAAGCAAGAAGUCAUUGGAAAUGAGUGUCAGAAAGUAUUUGAUGGAGUUGAUGCAAGUGACAUUGAUGUUUGGGUCCCAGAACCAGACCACUCAGAAGUUCCUGCUGAAUGGUGGGAUUUUGAUGCUGAUAAGUCCCUUCUUAUUGGAGUUUUUAAACAUGGUUAUGAAAAAUAUAACACUAUCCGAGCAGACCCAGCAUUAUGCUUCUUGGAAAGAGUGGGAAAACCUGAUGAGAAAGCGGUUGCUGCAGAACAGAGGGCAAAUGAUUAUAUGGAUGGGGAUGUGGAAGAUCCAGAAUACAAACCUGCCCCAGCUAUCUUUAAAGAUGAUAUGGAGGAUGAUGUUUCUUCACCAGGAGAUCUUGUUAUAGCAGAUGGAGAUGGUCAGCUGAUGGAGGGUGAUAAAAUUUAUUGGCCAACUCAAUCAGCUUUAACCACACGUUUGAGGCGUCUCAUCACUGCAUAUCAGCGUACUAAUAAAAACAGACAAAUCCAACAGAUACAGCCCACGUUCUCAGUGCCUGCCAGUGUCAUGCAGCCUCUUUAUGAAGAAGCCACUCUUAAUCCUAAAAUGGCAGCCAAGAUAGAAAGACAGCAGAGAUGGACAAGAAGAGAAGAAGCUGACUUUUAUAGAGUUGUGUCCACAUUUGGAGUGGUAUUUGAUCCUGACAGAGGCCAAUUUGACUGGACAAAAUUUAGAGCUAUGGCUAGGCUGCAUAAGAAAACUGAUGAUAGUUUGGAGAAGUAUUUGUAUGCAUUCAUGUCCAUGUGUCGGAGGGUUUGUCGUCUUCCUUCCAAAGAAGAAUUGGUGGAUCCAAAUAUUUUUAUCCAGCCAAUCACAGAAGAACGUGCUUCAAGGACUUUGUAUCGCAUUGAACUUCUAAGGAAAGUACGGGAACAGGCCCUCCGACAUCCACAAUUGUUUGAACGCUUGAAGCUUUGCCAUCCAAAUCCAGACCUGCCAGUCUGGUGGGAAUGUGGCCCUCAUGAUAGGGACUUGCUCAUUGGAGCUGCGAAACAUGGGGUGAGCCGAACAGACUAUCACAUUCUUCGUGAUCCUGAACUCUCCUUUAUGGCAGCUCAAAGGAACUACAGUCAAAGUAAGAUGGCUCCUUCAAGGACUUCUACCCCACUUUUACAGCAAUAUCAAGUAGCACUUUCUGCUUCUCCUCUUACCUCUCUACCUAGGCUCCUAGAUGCUAAAGGUAUUAUUCUAGAGGAUAUGAAAGUUAAAAGUGAAAAUCUUAAAGAGGAGCCUCAGUCUUCUGAAGAAGAAUCUAUGUCUUCUGAGGAAACCAGGACACUAAUAAAGUCUGAGCCUGUAAGUCCAAAGAAUGGUGUUUUACCGCAGGCCACUGGAGACCAGAAAUCUGGUGGAAAAGGUGAAACAGACAGACGCAUGGUUGCAGCCAGAACAGAACCCCUAACUCCAAACCCAGCUUCUAAGAAACAGCGAGUCCACAAAAGAGGAUCCGAAUCUAGUUCUGAGUCUGACUCUGAUUCUGAGAGAUCAUCCUGUUCUUCCAGAUCAUCUUCUUCCUCGUCUUCCUCCUCCUCUUGUUCCGACUCUCGAUCAGGCUCUAGUUCCUCUUCAUCCUCCUCCUGUUCUUCAGCAUCGUCUUCAUCCUCAUCCUCAUCCUCUUCCUCAUCAUCCUCCUCCUCAUCUUCAUCAGAAGAAAGUGACAGUGAAGAAGAAGAAGUCCCAAAGCGAGCAGAAGGUACCCCUCACGUGAAAGCCUACGAUGAAGAAAGUGUUGCGUCACUGAGCACUACCCAGGAUGAGACCCAAGAUAGCUUCCAGAUGAACAAUGGGACACCAGAGUCCGCUUAUAUCUUACAAGGAGGAUACAUGCUAGCAGCCUCAUAUUGGCCAAAGGAUCGUGUGAUGAUCAACCGGCUGGACAGUAUUUGUCAAACAGUUCUGAAAGGGAAGUGGCCUUCAGCUAGAAGAGGUUAUGAUGCCAACACAGUGGCCUCUUUCUAUACCACAAAACUGCUGGACAGCCCUGGCGCAGCUACAGAAUAUAGCGAACCCAGUGUACCCACACCCCCAGGCGCCGGUGUUAAAGAAGAACACGAUCAGUCAACACAGAUGUCAAAGGUGAAGAAGCAUGUACGAGAAAAGGAGUUUACAGUGAAAAUCAAAGACGAAGGUGGUUUGAAGUUGACGUUUCAGAAGCAAGGGCUUGCUCAGAAAAGACCGUUCGACAGCGAAGACAGUGCCCUGGGGCAGCAACAGUACCUUGCUCGGCUUCGGGAACUGCAGAGUGCGUCGGAGACCAGCCUCGCCACCUUUCCCAAAUCCGUGCCAGUAUCAGGUACUUCCAUUCAGUCAACCCUUGGUGCCAAUGGAGUUAGAUUAGACAACCAGCCUAUAGUCAAAAAAAGGCGGGGAAGGAGGAAGAAUGUAGAAGGUGUUGACAUCCUCUUUUUUAACAGAAAUAAACCACCUAAUCAUGUAACUGUAGGCCUAACCAGCUCCCAGAUUUCUACAGGGAUAAAUCCAGCACUGUCCUACACUCAGCCUCAAGGAAUUCCGGAUACAGAAAGUCCGGUUCCAGUUAUUAACCUGAAAGAUGGGACAAGACUUGCAGGCGAUGAUGCGCCAAAGAGAAAGGAUUUGGAAAAAUGGCUUAAGGAGCACCCAGGUUAUGUGGAAGAUUUAGGAGCUUUUAUUCCUAGAAUGCAGCUCCAUGAGGGGAGGCCCAAACAAAAGAGGCAUCGGUGCAGAAACCCUAAUAAACUCGAUGUUAAUAGUCUUACUGGAGAAGAACGUGUUCAGCUGAUUAACAGAAGAAAUGCCAGAAAGGUUGGAGGUGCUUUUGCUCCCCCUUUAAAAGAUUUAUGUCGAUUCCUGAAAGAAAAUUCAGAAUAUGGAGUGGCUCCUGAAUGGGGAGAUGUUGUUAAGCAGUCUGGGUUUCUUCCAGAAAGUAUGUAUGAGCGUAUUCUCACUGGUCCCGUUGUGAGAGAGGAGGUCAGCAGGCGGGGGCGGCGGCCCAAAAGUGGAAUUGCGAAGGCCACGGCAGCGGCCACAGCUACAACUGCCAGCGGUGUUUCAGGCAAUCCUUUGUCGGCCAAUGGAUUACUUCCAGGUGUGGAUCUCACAACUCUUCAGGCCUUACAGCAAAACCUACAAAACUUGCAGUCACUGCAAGUCACUGCAGGGCUGAUGGGAAUGCCUGCCGGCCUUUCUUCUGGAGGAGAAGCUAAAAACGUGGCUGCCAUGUUCCCCAUGCUGCUGUCAGGAAUGACUGGAUUACCAAAUCUGCUGGGCAUGGGAGGGCUCCUGACAAAGCCUACCGAAUCUGGAACAGAGGAAAAAAAGGGAAAUGACCCUAAGGAGCUAGAAGGAAAAAAAGAAAGGACAGAGAGUCAAAAUUCAGAGAACGGGGGAGAAAACUCUGUGUCAAGUUCUCCUUCGACAUCGUCUACUGCUGCAUUAAAUACAGCUGCAGCUGCCAACCCGUUAGCUCUUAACCCACUCCUACUCUCCAAUAUACUUUAUCCAGGGAUGCUUCUCACUCCAGGCCUUAAUCUUCAUAUUCCAACUUUGUCCCAGUCCAAUACUUUUGAUGUACAGAAAAACAAAAACAGUGACUUAGGCUCAUCUAAGUCCAUAGAAGUCAAGGAGGAGGAUUCCAGAGUUAGAGAUCAGGAAGACAAAGGAGGAACUGAACCCAGUCCUCUCAACGAAAACAGCACAGAUGAGGGUUCAGAGAAAGCCGAUGCUUCAUCUGGAUCUGAUAGUACAUCGUCAUCAUCCGAGGAUUCAGAUUCUAGUAAUGAAGACUGAUUCCCAGACUGCACUUAAAUUAUGAACUGAUUUUGGAUUUUUUUCUUUAAUUAUUAAUUGUAAAUACCCCAGUGUUGAGUGCAUCAAUAACUUACUGACCGAACAUUUCAGUUCUUUGUUUAGAAGUGCAAACUGCUUUCAGAGACGUUUUGCAUGUAAUAUUUCUUAAAAUUCCUAAGUUUCUGAACUCGUAUGUACUAUCAAAUACAUAAAGGUGUAAAAUUGCAACAAAAGGCAUUAUAAUUUUGUUGGGGGUUAAUUUUAUGAAAAUGAUGCUCAAUAAGAGUUGUAUAUUUAAUAUAUUUGCAGUGAACACAGAAUACUUUAUGCAUAUUACUGAUUUAAUUUGAAUAUAGUUUUACAGCCUCCUUGACACCUAUAAUUUACAGAUCAAAACUCAGCAAUAAUUUGGGCAGCUAAUGAAUGUCAUGAAAGCUGUAGAAUCUACAUCGCCAUCCAUUGCUUUAAUUACAUGAAAAUGCUCUAGUGUUGUGACGCACUGCUGAUGCUUCCAAUUCAGGUACAAGUGUGUUUUCAAGAAGAAAUAAGUUUCCCAAUCAGCCAAUUUAACUGGCUACCUGUUACCUCAGCUGAGUUAGUUUAGGAAGUUUACAUUCGUUUCUAAUUCUAUACUUGUUUUCAGGGGUUUUUUAAACACAUCCUAUAUAUCAUGUUAAUCUGGCAAGAACUGUGACUUGCUUUUUGCUGAGCUUAACUCUGCUGUCGGUAAAAUCAAGUCAUAAAAUAAUCCUGUGUCACGUGACUUUGGCACCCUCUAGACAUACUUAGUUUCACUUUUUCCAAGUUUGGCCUCCUCUUAGAAAUAAUUAUGUCUCAGAUGAGUAAUGUCUGUUUCCAGGGUUCAGAAAAGGCAAACUCAUGAAAUGCCACUGAAAAGAACUUUCAACACAGCAUACUUCAUGUAAAAGAAAUUGUUUGUUUGCUUUAUUUGUGUAGAUUUCUAUUUGUGUUUUAUGUCAUGGAAAUAUUCCAGAAUUAACAGAGGAUAGUGGUAAAGUAAUAUGCAGAACACUCUGAAUUCAUUUUGAGUUUCUAGGUAGAAGCAGAUGAAAUGUUGCCCAGAAUCAGUGUUGGGUUAUCAGUUUAUAUUAAAUAUACUGAGUUGGCCCAUUUUGAAUAUGCACUUUGAAUAAUCUCAAAAAAUAUAUACAAGUUAUACCUGUAAACCACAAAAACGAAGCCCAAGGCUUCUGAUCAAUUUCUUAGAACCCUUUAUCAUGCAAAAUCUGUCUGAUAUUUGAUUUGUGAUACAGUUUCUCCUGCUAAAGCUGCUAUUCCGACAAGAUGGAGAGGUCCAGUUUCACUUUCAUAUACAUUUAAAACAAUUAGAACUGAAUUGGAGUAAAAUAUCAUUUACAUCCUAAGGAGAGAAAGAUGUUAGCAUUUUCUGGUACUUGAAUAAGUCAGUGAUAAAGUUUGCGAGGGGAUAAAUUUAGGGGGAAAAAGUACCCCACUUCUCUCCCAGAGGAAAAAAAUAACUUUCAGUGCGUUUUGAUAAAACUCUGUUGUUUUGUCAUGAACCCAGCAAUUAUAUUGGAUUUUCCAAGAUCUUUACCAGUAAAUUAUGUUUCUGUGUGUAAAAUAACUAACCCCUUAUUAGAGAGACAGUGUUACAUGUAUUUACAAAAUCAUAUAACUUCCAUUGGGAUUGUAUUGAUUUUUGUAUUUUCCCCAAAAUAGUGCUUUGAAUUGAUAGUCCUUUAUGCAGUGUCUUAGCAAUAGUCACUCUAAUGCCCAUCCAGGAGAAGUGGGUAGUAAUUCUUCAUCAUGAAAAUGAUAUAUUA
This is a messenger RNA of Panthera uncia (snow leopard), 15505 nucleotides long. It is a transcript of the gene CHD9, whose product is annotated as chromodomain helicase DNA binding protein 9. Bases 6426 to 13700 code for a protein of 2424 amino acids. The record is from RefSeq and is a predicted model, not a curated record. Lineage: Eukaryota; Metazoa; Chordata; Mammalia; Carnivora; Felidae. The transcript is spliced from 38 exons. Gene Ontology annotation, molecular function: ATP binding; protein binding; ATP-dependent chromatin remodeler activity.